This is a messenger RNA of Ictalurus punctatus (channel catfish), 1744 nucleotides long. RefSeq names its product claudin-like protein zf-a89 (gene cldy). Lineage: Eukaryota; Metazoa; Chordata; Actinopteri; Siluriformes; Ictaluridae. Gene Ontology annotation, biological process: cell adhesion; bicellular tight junction assembly. Gene Ontology annotation, cellular component: bicellular tight junction; plasma membrane. Gene Ontology annotation, molecular function: structural molecule activity. The transcript has 3 exons. The record is from RefSeq and is a predicted model, not a curated record. The coding region runs from base 56 to 1390 and encodes 444 amino acids.
AUACAUUUACAGAGGGACAGACAAAGCUAAUCCUCCUCUUAAAGCAAGAAGGAAAAUGGUAUCCCAAAAACUUCAAAUCCUGGGCCUCGUUCUGGCACUUAUUGGUUUUGUAGGCAUCAUUGUCAUCUGUGGUUUACCAGCCUGGAAGAUGUCUGCUUUCAUUGGAGCCAACAUUGUGACUUUCCAGGUGUAUUGGGAAGGCUUAUGGAUGGAUUGUGUGGUUCAAACCACAGGCCAGAUGCAGUGUAAGGUCUACGAUUCCCUCCUUAUUCUUCCUGUACAUCUGCAGGCAGCUCGAGCCUUGAUAAUCAUUGCCCUUGUUGUUGGAAUCUUUGGAAUUAUCGUAACCAUCAUUGGCGGCAAAUGCACCAGUUUUGUACAGGAUGAGAGUGCUAAGGCUAAGAUCGCUGUCACUAGUGGGAUGAUCUUCAUCAUCACAGGGAUUCUUGUGCUCAUUCCAGUGUGCUGGACCAUAAAUGCUAUUAUCAGGGACUUUUACAAUCCUGCCCUUACGGAUGCCCAAAGGAGGGAACUGGGACCCUGUCUGUAUAUCGGCUUCGGAUGUGCUGCACUUCUCAUUGCAGGUGGGGCCCUCCUCUGUAGCUCAUGUCCACCAAAAGAUGACACUCCCUAUCAUGUGAAAUACUCUCAGCCCAAAUAUACAGUGAGCAGCAGCAAAGUUUAUGUCAUUCGCUUACUUAUAGCCAAGUAUCACAUUCACAACAGCAAAGUACGGCUGAGCAAAAUGGUGUCGGUUGGGUUGCAGAUGCUGGGCGCUGCCCUGGGUAUCAUUGGCUGGAUUGGUGUUAUUGUGGUCUGCGCUCUCCCUAUGUGGAGGGUCACAGCUUUCAUUGGAAGCAACAUUGUCACAUCGCAGAUCCAAUGGGAAGGCAUAUGGAUGAACUGUGUAGUCCAGAGCACAGGACAGAUGCAGUGCAAGGUAUACGACUCCAUGCUGGCCCUGAGUUCAGAUCUCCAAGCUGCACGUGCUCUCACGGUCAUCUCCAUCGUGGUGGGCAUCUUCGGCAUCCUACUGGCCAUGGCUGGAGGAAAGUGCACCAACUGCGUGGAGGAUGAGAACUCCAAGGCGAAGGUUGCUGUGGCAGCGGGCGUGGUCUUCAUCAUUUCUGGGGUACUUUGUCUCAUUCCUGUGUGCUGGACUGCCCAAACAGUCAUCAGGGACUUCUACAACCCACUGGUCAACCAGGCACAGAAGAGGGAGUUGGGCGCAUCGUUGUUCAUCGGCUGGGGUGCUGCUGCUCUGCUGAUCAUUGGAGGAGGUCUGCUGUGUGCCAGCUGCCCACACAAUGACAAGCCAGCAUACACAGCCAAAUACAGUGCUCCUGCUCGCUCCCAGGCCUCUGCACCCUCCACCAAGGACUACGUUUAAGAAUGUCAAACAAUGAUUGUCUUACCUGCACAAGUAUGGAGCAGUUGAAAUGAGGACUUGAUGGACAAUUGUAAGAGUUAAUGUUACUGGAUUUUAUUUCUUUCUUUUUACAUAUUAACAGCAUGCAGUAGAUACUACUGCAUAAUGUUAUGCCAUAAUGUUUUCUUAACUAGAUGAUUGUUUUUACAAUAUAAGAUUGUAAUAUUUUAAGCUUGUUAAUUUUUUCCUCAUUCUCUACAUUUUAAGGAAUUCAUGAUAUUGUAAAUAAAUAUUUUGUACAGUAUAUAUAUCAUUGUUCCCUCAGCUAUCAAAACAGGAAAAAAUAAUAAAAUCAAAACACUUGUCUAUCAUGGA